UAGAAAGCUGCUCCCUUCUUCUCUUCCCUUGUAAGUGUAGCUCGCUCGGAGAAGCCAAAGCCAACCCAUAGUUUUCUCUAACAAGUUCUGGAGAAUGAACCAGUACAGAAGCAGCAGCAGCUUUAGCAGUGUGGAAGUCGUGUCACAGUGCGAUGACCUUGUAAAUGAGAUUUUGCUUCGAUUGCCUCUACACUCCGUCUUCAAGUUCAAGUGUGUAUCCAAGACAUGGAACCGUUUGAUCUCUGAUCCUAUUUUCUGCAUCAAUUACCAGUCCCAGAGAAAGAAUUCUCCUCCCCCAUUGUUGGGAUUCUUUCGGGUUACUCUCACCAAUGAUCAGUCAAUACUUAAGCUUUCAUUCCUUCGAAAUUGUAAAGAAAGGAAAGUUACAAAGUUGGAUUACAUUGAAAACUAUUUAGUUAUAGAUAGUUCUCCUGAAGGCCUAAUACUAUGCAAUUUAGAAACGUUCCAGGGUUUCAAUUACUUCGUUUGUAAUCCCAUCAGAAACCAAUGGUUUGCUCUUCCUACACCAAACAAUGGACACGGUCUAUCCUUUGUGAAUUUGUCGUGUGAAGAAUGUAGCAAAGAUGGUGUGGUACAUUUCAAAGUAAUUGCAGCUUUCUUUGAGAAAGAGGAGCCAGCCACAUAUGACAGAUUACAUAUAGAAACUUUCUCUUCUCGAACAGGCGAAUGGAGUGAAUCAUUUCUCACUUCUCCAUCUGAAUUUUCACUUGGGAAGUCGUAUGGAGGUCAAUCAAUAGAUGGGAUCUUCUACUGGAAAGUUGGUGGUCAUUUCAUCGCUUAUGAUCCCAACAUGGGGGAAAAUCGUCUCUGGCUGAUAAGGUUGCCUGCUCGUUGCACCAAGAAAGAGCAUCAGCCAUUUAUGAAUUUUAUAUUGGGACAAUCACCGGAUGGUUGUGUACGGUUUGCCAUAGAUGACAGAGAUCAAUUCAUAGUCUGGGAUCUCAAAAAGAAGCUUUCUAGUUAUAGUUUAUGUCACACUAUACCAAGCAGUGAAUGGAUGCUGAAGGAAGUUGUGGGUUACAAGAUGUUGAACAUCAUUAACUAUCGCGCCACUGGUGGUGAUCCUUACAUUCGUCAGCUUAAAAAAUAUCCAAGUCUGAAUGCGUUUCAUCCUCGGAAUUCAAAAUUGGUGUAUCUCCGGCGGGGAAGCGUGAUAUUUUGCUAUGAUUUUGAGACUCGAAGAGUGGAACGAAUUCAGUAUCAUGGAAAGGGAACUGUCAUGGCAAACGAUAGAUUAGAUCCUUACUUCGAACCUCCUUGGCGCCCGUCUUUGCCCCGUUUACGUUAGUUUGAACUCUUCCUAGGCUUAGGUUACAUCAAUUUAGGAAGCCUAAAUAACAAAUUGGUCUAUUUUAACAAUUUAUUUUUUCUUUGAUUGUAUUAAACAAAA
This is a messenger RNA of Cornus florida, 1411 nucleotides long. RefSeq names its product F-box protein At5g03970-like. The coding region runs from base 95 to 1309 and encodes 404 amino acids. The transcript has 2 exons. The record is from RefSeq and is a predicted model, not a curated record. Lineage: Eukaryota; Viridiplantae; Streptophyta; Magnoliopsida; Cornales; Cornaceae. Gene Ontology annotation, molecular function: protein binding.